AUGGGCGAGAUGAGCGGCCGCCGGGAUCCAACUAGGAUCACCAGCUUCGGACUGAGCAAAUCCUGUGAGCGCUUUCCUCGCAUCACUACCGAGGUACGCAAACCUUGCCGGAAGAACCGGUUGGACACGGUGGACCCGGACCCAUACGUCUCCAAAAGCACCAAGAUGGGCUGGACUCACACUUCAUGCCCCGAACGUGCCUCAGCCGACGUGAACCCUCAGGUCGUGGAACGCGCGGUUCGGCUACAAGCGGAGGUUGGCCAGGAGUUCCUGGACAACCUGACUUCGCGGGGGCGCAAGAAUAAAGCUUCGGUGCCUAAGGCCGGCACCAGCGAAGCUCCCCCAGCCAAACGCUCCAAGAAGGAUGGUAGCGGUAAGCCUUACAGCACAAAGUGGCACCGCAGCCAGAUGCCGAUAGCCAGCGGGCCUGCCCUGAGCCUCACCAGGAGCGCACCAGGCAUGCCGUCGGAAGCUCCUGCCGAUGCUACCAGGACUUCGCCUCCUCCUCAAUCAAGCCCGGCACCCUCUGGUGCCGGCAAGUCUUCGGCCUCCCCUCUGGGAGGCACCACAAGUUCGGGGCGCGCGGCCCCAGAAACUUCACAUCACCGCGCGGAGGAGGAUUUCUUUUCCCCUCCUAAUACAGAAGAUACCGGCGCCAUCAACAUCGGCGCCGGAAACAAAGAAGCGGAGCGGGCGGAACCUCCGGUUCCCCCUUCUCCCAAGAAGAAGAAGAAGAAGGCUGCUGCCUCCCCCGCCAAGACCGUGCCGGAAACCUCCGCGCCGGCAAGCUCUCCACCGGCAAAGGAAGCACCUAAAGCUCCUCCUCCGGCAACCUCGACCGGCAAGCCGGCUCCCCCGGGAGGCGCUCCUCUUACCGCCCAGCAACUUCCUGCGGUGGUGACGGCGGCGACCGCGCCACUUUCCGGGUCGCAGUCGCUGGUUCUUCAUGCCGACCGCGCCGCUGUCAUAGCCGGUGAGAAGGCCUCAGCCCAGCUGGGCCGGAUCACCGAGCUCACCCGCGGCGAAGUCAACUUGGGCCUGCUGCAGGCGUACGCGGAGAAGUGGAACCUGGCGGAUUUAUCCCUGGCCACUCGCGGCUUGAGCAAGGAGAAGCUACCGGUUGCUGAUCCUUCCGGCCCGCGGAGCUCAGCCCAACACCUGAGCCGGCUAAAACACGCCGUCAAGGAAUUCGACCUUGCGUGGCACGAUGUUAGCGGCAACGUGGUGGGCACGCUGGACAGCCGGAAGCAGCUCUUCGAGGAGCUUAUGUGGGAGCAUCGGUUUCUCUCCGAGGCCCAUAGCAAGUGCCAAGCUGCGCUUCCGGAAGCCGCCUCCGAGGACCUCUCCGCCCAGCUUUCCGUGCUUAAAGCUGAACAGGAGCGGCUUGCCCUUGAGCACCGCAAGGCCCUGGACGCUCAGGAGAAGAUCUCUUCUGAGUUGAAGGAUAAGCUUGUGCAAGCUAAGCUCCGGCACGCGCGGGAGCUGAAGGAGGCCCAGGCCGCUGCCGAAACUAAGCUGGACGAAUCGCUCAAGGACUUCACCGAUUCGAGCGCACAACUGCGGAAGGAGCUGGAGGAGGAGACUCGGUUGCGAAAGGAAGCGCAAGCCCGGAAUGCCACCCUCACUACGGACCAGGCUGAGUAUGACCGGUUGGUCAUUCAAGCCGACAAGCUGGCCCUCAACCUCUUCCCGGAGUCUCAGUCGCACGCCUACGCGAAGGUGACAGAGCGCAGGGAUGAGCAAGCUUUGAGCAAUCCUGAUGCGCCCUAG
Molecule: messenger RNA, 1770 nt
Organism: Lolium perenne
Lineage: Eukaryota; Viridiplantae; Streptophyta; Magnoliopsida; Poales; Poaceae
Source: RefSeq, a predicted model, not a curated record